Molecule: messenger RNA, 2742 nt
Organism: Symbiodinium natans
Lineage: Eukaryota; Dinophyceae; Suessiales; Symbiodiniaceae
Source: the annotation of a GenBank genome assembly
AUGUGCAAGUGUUCUGCACCGUUCUCUCUCCAGAUCUCCUUGAUCAGUGGACGCACUCAGUCGGUCGCUGCGGAUCCGAGCUGGACCGUGAAAGAGCUUCGUGCAAAACUGCAGCGCGAACUGAAACUGGGCAUCGGUAGCCUUGUCACUGCAAGAAGCGCAGUUCUGGAACCCACAUGCACUCUGGCUGAUGCUGGUUUGCAAGAUGGGGACCUUGUCACGGCACUCGUGCGUCAAGCCUCACUUGCAUCUGCCCGGGUUUCCACAUCUUUCGCUAUGAUUCAGACCGACGGCUCUGUGAUUACUUGGGGCAGUCCAUGCUGUGUCUCUGGUCAGAAAAGCGUGCCUUUUGCACAGUUGCAAGAUGUCCAUCAAGUUCGAGCCUCCGACAAUGCGUUUGCUGCCAUUCUUCGAGAUGGCUCCGUCGUGACCUGGGGGCUGUCAAAGCAUGGAGGUGACAGCAGCGCUGUGCAGCACCAACUGCAAGACGUGCAAGAGAUCCACGCAUCCAACUAUGCCUUCGCGGCGAUUCUUGGAAACGGCAAGGUUGUGACCUGGGGUUGGCCGAGUUAUGGUGGUGACAGCAGUGCAGUCCAGGAGCAGCUGCAGGAUGUCGAGCAAGUUCAAGCCACUGGUGGAGCAUUUGCAGCACUGUUGAAGAAUGGUCGGGUGGUGACGUGGGGCACGUCAAUCUACGGUGCCGAUAGCAGCUCCGUCCAAGACAAGCUGCGAAAUGUGAAGCAAAUUCGGGCCACGGCUUUCGCUUUUGCAGCUCUUCUGAGCAAUGGAGACGUGGUAACGUGGGGAGCUCCAAUCUUCGGUGGCGACAGCAGCAAUGUCAAGGAAGAAUUGCACCACGUUCGGUCGAUCGCUGCUUCCAACCAUGCCUUUGCAGCCAUUCGAGAGGAUGGGCAUGUGGUCACUUGGGGUGGAGCAGCAUACGGCGGAGACAGCCGACAGGUGCAGAAGGAGCUGAUCGAUGUUGAAGAUGUUCAAGCCUGUGGCUUUGCAUUUGCCGCACUCCUGCGGAACAAGCGUGUCGUCACUUGGGGUUCACCAGCCUACGGCGGAGAUUCUAGCAGGGUGCAAGAGCAGCUUACAGAUGUGCGGGAAAUCCACGCGUCGAACUAUGCCUUUGCCGCAGUUCUGGGAAGUGGGCGUGUGGUGACUUGGGGGAGUGCCAACCAUGGUGGAGACAGUAGUGCUGUCCAAGAUCAGCUGAGAGAGGUACAGCAGAUAGCGGCUUCCUGCGGCGCCUUCGCUGCCCUUGUUGGUGGUGUACAGCUUGUCACCUGGGGAAACGCAGCCUGCGGCGGGGACAGCGGUGCGGUACAGAACAUCUGGGCUGUGGGCAUGUUGGGCAUCGUUACAACAGGCGGCGGGCAAGCCCGCUGGAUAUACCGCGACGCUUUCAAUUUGUGCGCGCAGUUGGCGGCGAAGGCAGACGCGCAGAGAGCGCAGCAGCGAGUCAAGCCAUUGACGCUCCUUGGCGGGGGCGAGAAGCCACACCUUCCACCUUUGCCGCCGACACUGCGCAAUUCGGACGUCCCGGCCAAGGAUGUCGAGCAAAUACAGUCCACCUACCACUGGAGGCCUGUACAGAUCCGCGAGCACUGCUUUGCCUCGGACCAGCCGGGCCGCACCUUGGGAACAUAUGUCAACACCCUGAGCUUCAGCUUGGCGCCGCAAAUCUUGCAGGGCGCCAAGCCUCUUCAGAUUCGACUUGCUCCUGGAAACUUCACGGCCCAGGGAGCGGUCUGGUGCUACAUCCUUGAAGACUCCUUUGUCCAGUGUCGUGGUGUGGUCAUCGGCACCUGCCCGAAGACCCACGAUCCUGAGAACGGCAGGAACAUUCGCAUAUGCCGUCUGCCAGUGGAGGCGCGCCCGCGCCGUGGCCUUCAGUUUGCGGCGCUCUCGAGAGAAGCCUAUGAUGUUGGUGGUCACAUCACCUACACUUCCAGCCGCGUAGCCUUGACAGUCACUCCCGAUGGCUGGAUAUGCGGCCACUCCACUCGUGAGAUGGAGGGGGCCAUAGAUCUCUCCGCUAUCCGAUUCUGCAAACAGGGUGGCAUCUCUCUGACGGAUGAGGUGACGCUUCACACGGUGGAUGUUCGCGGCUCGCGGCUGGUUUGCCUUCAGGGCCAUCUAUCCGAGUGCUUUUAUGUCAUGGAAUCCAAACGCCCACUGGCCAUGCUUCCAGAGAGCUGCCGGCCGAAGGAGGUGCUACAUUUUGUGACCCCGGGAUCUGGACCUGGGGCCUUCCACCUGAUUCAGAUUCGACCCACACAAGGCUCGGGCAUUGGUGGCGAUCUCAUGUGGAAAGAUGGUGUCUGGAAUCACGACCAGGUCCAUUUAACCGGCAUAAUGUAUGAGGUCAGUGCCGAUGCUUUGUCGUUGUCGUUCCUCGAUGCUUCCUGGUCACCGGAGAUCUUGAAGAUCUUUGUGGCAGAGUUUCAGAAGUUUCUGACGGCAAAGUUUGGCAGCGUCGAUGAUGCCUGGGUCGAGGCGUUCGACCUGAAUGGACUCGGGGUGGUCAACUUCACACAGUUCAGCAUGGGUUGCAAGAAAGCCGGCUACGUUGGCAAUGCUACGCGGCUGUGGGCAGCGAUCAAUGACGAUCACGGCGAUGUGAUCUGCCUAGAUCAGCUUGCCAAGAAUUACUUGGAGCCCGAGCCUUCUGACGCGCUGCUGGAGAUCGGAAACGGAGAGCAUCCGCCACCAGCCCUGGAGGAUGGAGCUUGA